UCCCUUUAUUUUGAUAAAACACGAAAUUUGAUUUACUUGAGAGCGAUAAUUUUUAAACUUAUUUGGGUGCUAUCUUAUUCCUGGUCUGUUUCGUCCUCAUAAAGCGGCAGUGAAGUGAAACUAUCUCUAUAGAAGAUUGUGUGUUUUGUUUCUUCCUCAGAUAACCCAUACAAGGUGACAGUCUCAUUGGACCGUUAUAUCAACCGCCGAGAGAGACGGCUUACUAAUGGGUGUCUUGUGAGAUUAGAUGGAACUGAUACGGACAUGGAAAGAAAAUUGACAUAGUCCGUUAUAAAUCAGCCUUAAAAAGUACACUGGGUCUGAUUUAGACACGGACUCAGGAGCUGGCAAUAAGUAUAACCCCGACACUUGGAAAGGCCUGUCGGAUGAUCCAGACACACGGAAAGGACCUUCAGAUGGACGCUAAGAUCCAGACACACGGAAAGGACCUUCAGAUGGACGCUAAGAUCCAGACACACGGAAAGGACCUUCAGAUGGACGCUAAGAUCCAGACACACGGAAAGGACCUUCAGAUGGACGCUAAGAUCCAGACACACGGAAAGGACCUUCAGAUGGACGCUAAGAUCCAGACACACGGAAAGGACCUUCAGAUGGACGCUAAGAUCCAGACACACGGAAAGGACCUUCAGAUGGACGCUAAGAUCCAGACACACGGAAAGGACCUUCAGAUGGACGCUAAGAUCCAGACACACGGAAAGGACCUUCAGAUGGACGCUAAGAUCCAGACACACGGAAAGGACCUUCAAAUGGACAUUAAGACCCAUAAAAGAAUGUGACUGGGAGAUGAGAUAGUUAACUCUUAUGAUAAUGGACCUAAAUUAAAUCUUUGUUUCCC
This is a messenger RNA of Ostrea edulis (European flat oyster), 856 nucleotides long. RefSeq lists its product as uncharacterized. The coding region runs from base 387 to 797 and encodes 136 amino acids. The record is from RefSeq and is a predicted model, not a curated record. The transcript has 2 exons. Lineage: Eukaryota; Metazoa; Mollusca; Bivalvia; Ostreida; Ostreidae.